Cloeon dipterum is the source of this 481-nucleotide messenger RNA. It is a transcript of the gene ND-B14.5B, whose product is annotated as NADH dehydrogenase (ubiquinone) B14.5 B subunit. Gene Ontology annotation, biological process: mitochondrial electron transport, NADH to ubiquinone. Lineage: Eukaryota; Metazoa; Arthropoda; Insecta; Ephemeroptera; Baetidae. The record is from RefSeq and is a predicted model, not a curated record. Gene Ontology annotation, cellular component: mitochondrial inner membrane. The coding region runs from base 59 to 406 and encodes 115 amino acids. The transcript is spliced from 3 exons.
UGUUGCUUUUCGGCAGAAAGACAGAUCUGCCUUCAUUCAGCCAAAUUUUCUGGUAAAAAUGGAGAGGAAAACCGCGCUGGAACUGCUGGACCCUUCUCACACUGACGAUGUCAGUGUUCUUUACAAGAAUUGGGGCAUUAUUUCCGGAUCCAUCGUCGGAUCUAUUGGAGCGUUGUGGUACAACUGGGCUAACAGACGACCAACCCUAAGCGGACUACCAAGAUCUUUGAUCAUUGUGGCUAGCUUGGCUGGGGCAGGAAAACUUCUGCAAGAUUAUAGAGACAAGAGAUUGGCCCAACGAGAUGCAGUGUUGAGACAUUACAUUUCGUUGCACCCUGAAGAUUUUGAACUGCCUCCCCGAGUGAAAUACAGCGAGGUGUUCGGAAGUUGGAUUCCAGUUCGCUAAUAUCUUACUUCACGAAUCAACUUGUAAAUUCUUCAAUGGUAGUUAUUAAAUAAAGUUAAAUGGCUGUUAAGAAAA